Messenger RNA from Diprion similis, 2789 nucleotides. RefSeq names its product inosine-5'-monophosphate dehydrogenase-like. Gene Ontology annotation, biological process: GTP biosynthetic process. The coding region runs from base 383 to 1945 and encodes 520 amino acids. NCBI's taxonomy places the organism in Eukaryota, Metazoa, Arthropoda, Insecta, Hymenoptera, Diprionidae. The transcript has a single exon. Gene Ontology annotation, cellular component: cytoplasm. The record is from RefSeq and is a predicted model, not a curated record. Gene Ontology annotation, molecular function: IMP dehydrogenase activity.
UGGGCUUCAGUAAUCGAUACAUGAUAACCAAGAGCGAAGACGCGUCGAGCGUUGCAUGACUAGGUCCGGUCGUAACUUGGGGGAGGAAUUUUCCGAGCCAACGGUAGCUGGCCAUUGGCCGGUGAUUGGCGGAGGGUAAAAUAGCGUGGACAAAGCGGCGAACCCUGGGAGCGGGAGAAGUCGGCGAGGCGGCAUUCGAGGGUCGAGUUAUGCCGGGUGAGGAUUGAGGAGAAGCUGUAGGAGUGUCGCGAGUAUCAUCGGCAGCAGUCGCUUCUGCGGGGCAAUUUGUCCGUCGAGUGCGCGUUAAUCAAUACGGGACCAGUCCGUAGAAAUUCCGUUUUCCAGCCGCGACCUCUGACCUGCAGGAUAAGACAGGAGAGCAAUGGCUGACUACGUGUUCGACGCCACGAGGCAGGACGUCCCUGAAGAUGGGCUGACCGCCGAACAGCUUUUCGCCGCUGGCGACGGCCUGACCUACAACGACUUCAUCAUCCUCCCCGGGUACAUCGACUUCACCGCGGACCAGGUCGACCUUUCGUCCCCGUUGACCAGGGGGAUCACCCUGAAGGCUCCGUUGGUAUCAACGCCUAUGGAUACGGUGACGGAGUCGGACAUGGCCAUCGCCAUGGCGCUCUCCGGCGGCAUUGGGAUCAUACACCACAAUUGUUCGCCCGAGUACCAAGCGACGGAGGUGCAGAAGGUGAAGAAGUACAAGCACGGAUUCAUACGGGACCCGGUCGUUCUGUCGCCUGAUCAUACGGUGGCCGAUGUGCUGAGGGUCAAGGCGACGCACGGGUUCUCCGGGGUGCCGAUAACGGAGAGUGGGAAGAUCGGGAGUCGGCUGGUCGGCAUCGUGACCUCUAAGGACAUCGACUUCAUGGAGGACGUUGCGACUCAGCAGGGCGAGAGACUGGAGAGCGUGAUGACCAGAUUGAAGGACCUGAUCACCGCGCCCGCUGGAGUUACUCUUCAGGAGGCCAACUCCAUCCUGGAGAUGUCGAAGAAGGGGAAACUCCCGAUAGUCAACGAGGGUGGCGAGCUCGUGUUCCUGAUGGCACGGACUGACCUCAAAAAGAACAGGAGCUACCCGAACGCCAGUAAGGAUGAGAACAAGCAGCUGCUUGUCGGCGCCGCGAUCGGAUCGAGGGACGAAGACAAAGAGAGACUCAAGUGCCUCGCUUCGGCCGGGGUGGACGUUGUCGUCCUCGACUCUUCCCAAGGGAACUCAAAAUUCCAAAUCGAAAUGCUGAGGUACGUAAAAUCCGCGUAUCCAGAGCUCGAGGUCAUCGCUGGGAAUGUCGUCACCUGCGCCCAGGCAAAGAACCUGAUCGAGGCUGGAGCCGACGGACUAAGAGUAGGGAUGGGCUCGGGCUCGAUCUGCAUCACCCAGGAGGUGAUGGCCGCCGGUAGGCCGCAGGCUACCGCCGUCUACAAGGUUUCGGAGUACGCGAAGAGGUUCGGGGUCCCGGUUAUCGCCGACGGAGGGAUCCAGUCCAUUGGGCACAUCAUCAAGGGCCUUUGUCUCGGCGCGAGCACAGUGAUGAUGGGAUCCCUACUCGCCGGAACCUCCGAGGCACCUGGAGAAUACUUCUUCAGCGAUGGAGUCCGGCUGAAAAAAUACCGGGGAAUGGGCUCCCUGGAAGCCAUGGAGCGUCGGGACACCAGGGGAUCUGCAAUGGACAGGUACUACCACAACGAGAUGGACAAGCUGAGGGUCGCUCAGGGUGUCAGCGGGUCCAUCGUCGACAAGGGUUCUGUCCUCAAGUUUUUGCCCUACCUGCAAUGCGGGAUCAAACACGGCUGCCAGGACAUUGGUGCCAGGUCUGUUUCCGCCUUGAGAUCGAUGAUGUACAACGGGGAGAUCAGGUUCGAAAGGAGAACCCAGUCUGCGCAGCUUGAGGGCAAUGUUCAUGGUCUCUUCUCGCACGAGAAGCGAAUCUUCUAGACCUUUUUAUCAGUGCCAAAUAUCAAAGUCAUGCAUGAAACUUUGUGGCGAACGCGGAAACAUGCAUGUAGAAUUGAUUGAUCCUGCGUAUCGGUUGCAGUCUUCACUCAAGUUGUGGAGAAAAUUAUUAGUCGAUAUAUUUCAUCAGCGAGUACUAACGGCGGUACGAAGCCAACAUGGCCGCCGUUUACACACUUGCGAUUUUAUUCCGAGUUCACGAUCACUUUCAGCAGUCAACGGUAAUAGAGAAACAUUGAAAGCGAAAGAAAAUUCGGCAUAAAUAGUUUACAUGUGAUUUUAACUUUGAUGAAAGCUUAACAAUUGAGAUUUUAACUCGUGAAAUUUACUCAUAUACGUGCGUGGUCACGUGUUGCCUACAAUUUGUUCUUAAUAAAUGUGAAACUAGUUGUUUUUCUGGUCAUAUCUUGAAUAUUUUUACAUCAAAUUGAAUUUCAUGUCAUUUUUACAAGAGAAAAAAUGCCGAAGUAUUUUGUACUGAAAAUUUUUAUUCAUAUCUCGUUUUCCAUUGUUAAUAAUCUUAUUGUAAUACUGACCGGUCAUCACAUAUGACGUCCAUUGCUAGAAUUGCUAUUCUAUCAGACCGUGCAUAGAGUGUAACCGUUAUUAAUGACAUGAUAAUAUGUAACUAUGUUCAAGCCUAAACCUGAAAUGUACCUGCAUUAAUAUUAAACAGAUAUCGUGUCAAAACAUAGCAUCGGUGCUGACAAUGAGUGCACCAUAUAUUUUACACAAUUGUAAUCAAACGCGUACGCGGAAUUCUCCCAUUCUAUAGGUAUGCAUACGUGUAAACUGUAAGUACCAACAAUAAAAAUAUUGAACGAUU